Molecule: messenger RNA, 2727 nt
Organism: Mesocestoides corti
Lineage: Eukaryota; Metazoa; Platyhelminthes; Cestoda; Cyclophyllidea; Mesocestoididae
Source: the annotation of a GenBank genome assembly
AUGGUUUCAGAGUCAGAGGAUGGUUUGGCCUCGCUUGGCUUGCCCCCUCUUCCACCUGCUUAUGCCAAUAUUCCAUCGAAUUCGACUACUGCUGCCCAACCACCGCAUUUUUAUUUAGGCAGUUCUUCCGGUGAUGGGACUUGUGACCAAUUUUUUACUGAAUUUGAACUCAAUUCAAAAGCUAAUGGCUAUACAGAAGCCCACUUUUCCGGAGGAGAAACAAAUGAAGCUGAAGAUACACAUGUCGAAAAAGGUUUAAGGAUUGACAUUAACAGUGAAGAAAUUCAACACAUCGUUGGCCUCCUUUCGGAGGAACAUCCUGAUGUUAGUGCUGAUGCUGCUGCGUACAUUUGCCACAUAACUUACAACAAUCCUGAAAUAAAAUCGAAAGUUGCGGAAGCUGACGCUAUUCAAGUCCUAUCAACGCUGAUUCUCUCUAAUGACUUGGAAAAAAAACUAGACGAUGCAUCAGUCAUAUCUAACAUACUUAUUGCUAUUGACGAGGCUACGGCCAAUGAUAUGUCAUCGAGUCAAGUUUUUGAAGCAAAAAAUACCAUUGAAGACAAAAUCCUUGAGUCUGCAACGGCAGCGCUUUGCAAUCUGGCGCUGUACCCUGAGUUCAAAGACAUAAUCAGCAGACAUGGGGUGCCUUGCCUCACCAAGUCCAUUAUUGUCCCUUAUUCGGGGGUUUCACGAAAGCAGACAUCUUCUGCUGAAAGCGAGGAGGCAUCGCCUGAAUAUGAACUGCCAGCAUUCAUUUACGCAACAGGAACAAUUAGAAACAUCUUAGAUGAUAACGCUGAAUGCCGGCAGCGGCUUCGAGAAACUACCGGUCUGGUGGCUGCUCUUAGUUACGUCUGUUCACAGUGUGUUGACAACUAUGAUUUUGACGGGAAAGCUUUGGAAAACUGCGUCUGCAUACUUCGAAAUCUGAGCUUCGCUCUGCAGGAAAUACGCGACCCCGCCUACUUGGUUCGUCGAGAAGCCGCCUAUUCGCGCGCUGCUACAACCCCCCUUCCAGAGAGAAAACUCGUCUUUAAGCAUCCACGAAUGAGUCCAAGGGGUCAGCAUAGGGGAAUAGAAAUAAACCUUAGAAAACAACCCGCGACGAAUAUUUGGAUGAGCGGAGGUCCUGAUUACUUGAGCAGACCGCCCUCGAACUUAGAAUCGAUUCAAGGGAGUCGGCUGCUCUGGGCGAAGGAGCUAGUAGAAAACUAUAUUUCAAUCCUUCGUCGGUCGACAAAUCUAAUCACCAUCGAGGCUGUUGCAGGAGCCAUUCAAAAUCUCACAGCUUGCGACUGGCAGCCCAGUGCUGAAGUCCGUGGCCACUUCCGAAAUGGUGAUAACGUCCUGGUUCUGGCGGCUCUCUUAAUCUCCGAGGCGGACAAUGUUGUCAUGACCACCGCGACAGCGCUGAGAAAUCUCGCCGAGGACAAGGAGAUGCGGAGUCUAGUUGCCCUUUAUGCAAUGCGCCUCCUAAUCGCCAGACUGCCUGUUUUGCAGCAUACUAGCGCUCAUGUUGAAGACACUGCGGCACUUACCCACGACAUUGUCAGUCUGAGUACCACGUCUGCGAUCCUUGCCACAAUUUACGUGCUGAUCAAAGAAGACUCGGAUCAGGCGUUACUUUUUCUCGACUGUGGAGGUGUACCACCGUGCUUGGCAAUCGCGCACACAGGUCUCUACGUGGAUCUAACCGACCCUGUGCCCUCCAAUCGCGACAAGACGGUCCGUUUCGCUCGUUUUCUACUCCAAGCCCUUUGGGCACACAGCACACUGCAGGAUCGCUUCAAGAAGGCCGGUUGGCAUGCCUCGCACUUCUGUGUUAACGAACCUGCCCUCAGAAGUGUCCUAAGACGGGCUCUUUCGCCGGCGAACCGACAUCUUCAAGAUGCACGCGAAGGCGCCGAGAUCAUGAAGCCUGAGACUACUGGUGAACAAGUAAUCCUCGGUCCCAUCAACGAACAGGGGCAAAUUGACCAUGAGAAUGAAAGGAGGAUUGAAUAUCCUAGCGAAGAUUUUAAAGAAAGCAGCCUACUUCCUGCCGUAAGUGCAAAUUCUUUUCAACCCGACCCCACCAGUGGACGCCCCCUAGAAAAUGAAGCCCACUUAGGAAUUCAUCCUCCUCGGCUUGCAGCCUCAGCUAUCGACGUCAAAAACGUUAAUGCUUCGGCUCAACCACCUAAACAGGGCUAUCUGUCACAGCUAAAUAUAUUAAUAUUUCAUUCGUUACUCCAGCCUGAAGUUAUUGCUGUUCAUCCAAGUCCGAAAAGAGGGAAGCUACCGGAGAGAGCGGUCAGCCCUUUCUUGCAGAAAUCGGUAUCAAACCUUGACGUUUCUUCACUGGAAAAGACAGCCAGGACAACAGGAGCUACCAGCGAGUCCAGCCAGAAGCACAAACAGGCGUGCGCAGCAGAAAAUCAGCUGUCCAGCCCGGCCAACAAUGGAGAAACCGCUACCCCCCACCCAGUUCCCUCUCCCACCCGCCAUUAUACCCGCUUCACCCACCGUGACGCCUCCAUCGGCACCCAAGGGGAACAGGUCAAGGCCAGCGCCACCCACCCCCAAGCCAAGGACGAGGCACUUCGAGUCGACUAUGGAAGGCCACCGCGGUCAUGCCUCAAGACCAACAUCAGUGAGCCUGUCGCAAAGCCAGUUGUUCAGAUUUACCGCUCCGCCCUUGCGAUCGCCGGUGAGUUUUGGCUUUUUCUCCCAUUUUAUUCCUGA